AAAACUGGUUUUCCAGAAAACCACUCUCUGGAGGCCUAGCAGCACGUCUCAUGUUGAUAUUCGGAAUCAGCAUGGUCGACUACCUAUAGUCCACUAGGUUUCGGCUCGAAAGCGAUCGGACAGUUGGAGACCUUCCCUCGUUAGUUUUCUAUUUUCCUCCUCGAUCAUGAUAGUGAAAACAGAUCUAAAAAACGAUUUAGAUGAACGAAUGGCGUAAACGCACUUUUUGCUGAUUGUUCAUUUUUUCAGGCCGAGACUUUUUAUAAAUUGGAGACAGUUUCGCGAGAAAACACUGUGUAUAUCUCAGAAACGUUUCCUCUAUAUGAUGAGACUGUUUACAAAAAGCUUCCCAAUCAAACCUGGGGAUUUGAUUUUGCUCAGGGACAAGAAGUCAAAUCGAAACCUAAGGUUUACGAUCAAAUUUUUGCCUCACUAGACGACAAGUGUAAAAAGAAAAUUCUCACAGGCUAAAAUUCAAUCUAUUUGUUUAUAUUCCUUAAUUUGAACGCAUCAUCUUAUUUUCAGAGAUUGAUUGUUCAAAUGGAGAUUGUGAAAAUUCAACAGCAGCAGCAUCAAAUCUAUGUCCACCUGAUAGCUAUUCUAUCGAGGAUUUAUCGUCAUCACCCGUCAACUCAACAUGUUGUUCCUCACCUGGCUAUUGCCGAUGUUCACCGUGUGCUCGGACAAUAUGUGGUGAAGAUUCAAGCAUACAAAUAUUUCGAACGGGUACAAAAUUACCGGGAAAUUGUUGUGAUCAAUUUCAUUGCAUAAAGAGUACAAAAGCGUGUCAUCAUAAUAAAAAAAUAUAUCACGAAAAUGAGACAUGGACAAUUGAUCAUUGCACGACAUGUACAUGUCGGGGUGGCCUUGUUGAUUGUAAUAUGGUACAAUGUCCAGCAAAUCCACAUUGUGGCUACAUGUACAAACCAGAAACAGAAUGUUGCCCAAAAUGUGCUGGUUGUUUAAGUGAUACAUUACAUAUUCAAGAAAUAAAUUCAACAUGGAUUGAAUCAAAUGGUUGUAUUAAAUGUUUUUGUGAAAAUGGUCGCUCUCGAUGUUUUGUUGAAGGUUGUAUAGCACCACCAUGUGAAAAUCCGCGACAAAUAGCUAAUGUUUGUUGUCCCGUGUGUGACGAUCCACCAGAAUAUCAUCAUUUAAUUGAUCAAGUACAGCAUAAAAAUCCACAUAAAUGUCCAUUGUUAACAGCCGAUUGUAAAUUAGAAUGUGAACAUGGUCUAUCAAAAGAUGAACGUGGAUGUUUGAUAUGUCAAUGCUUAACAAUGACUUGUCCAUCGUUUUGUACUUUGAAGUAUAAAACACAACAUCAACAAUAUUGUCAAUGUUACCCACCAUCACCCUCUUCAACUGUAGAACAUCUUCCGUUCUAUAAUUGUACACAAUUUAAUUGUGAUAAAAAUUGUCCAUAUAAUUAUAGUGUUGAUCAACAAACAGGCUGUCCUUAUUGCGAAUGUAAUCCAUGUCCCAUAUUAUCAAUACGUAAUAAAGCGUAUAUCAUCUUUCCAGGUUCAAAAGAGAGUAUAAAUAACGCACUUCUGAAUGGAGAUGGUGAUAUUGGAUGGCCGCGACAGUGUCAAUCCGGUCAUUACUCUUAUUCAAAUGGCGAAAUAUGGUUUGAUGGAUGUCGACAAUGUCUCUGUCAUAGAGGAGAGCAAUACUGUGCACUUAUUUCAUGUCCAGUACCAAAAUGUUUAAAUCCAGUAUUACAUCAUAACAGAUGCUGUCCAUCGUGUCCAGGCUCUCAAAAUUAUAUUGAGCCAGCUACAAGUCAAGUAUGUUAUCAAGGUGUUAAUUCAGCGUAUGUUAGCGGUGAAGAAUUAGAAUUUGAUAAAUGUACAAAAUGUGUGUGUCUGAAUGAAAUAGCAUUUUGUAGUGUUGCUUUUUGUCCGCCGUUACGUUGUUCAAAUCCAAUAUAUAAUUCAAGUUUAUGUUGUCCUGUAUGCCCAUCAUCAGCGAAAUUUGGGAUACCAUAUGUGGAUAAUGUAAGUGGCCCAAGUGAAAUAUGUUUACUAGAAAAUGGUUUAGAAAAAAACGAAGGUGAACUAUGGAAGCCAAACGAUUGUGAAUCGUGUAUAUGUUAUCGUGGUAAAGUUGAAUGUUUUUUACAAACAUGUCCACCAUUGUUAACAUGUCCGAAUCCAGUGUUAAAAAAAGGACAAUGUUGUCCAUAUUGUAUACAACAGAAGAAAAUAUCUGUCUGUGUAUUCAAUUAUGUACAGUAUAGAUCAGGAGAACAUUGGAAUGUAAGUGAUUGUCAUCGUUGUGAAUGUUCAUUUGGCAACAUUGUUUGUCAUCAACAUAAAUGUCCAGCACUCACAUGUAUACAUACAGUUACAUUGCCAGGAAAUUGUUGUCCGAUAUGUCGUGACCAAUUACCAUUCUAUGCACAACAACAGAAAAUUCCAAUAACAAAUCCUUCAAUUGAAAUCACCAUUAUACUUGGUAUAUUUGCCGCAUUGAUUAUCAUUCUUGUUAUUAUUGUUACAGUAUUGAUCAUAAUUAUUCUUCGACGUAAUACUCCUAGGUCCUCCAAUGAUAGUCAUCACACACAUGUGAAUGGGGCUGUAGAAAACAGUAUAUGUAGUGGAGGUGGCAGUGGUGAUGAGCAUAUUUCAACAACACAUACAGCUAGUUCUAAUAUAUCUAAAGGAUCAUCGAAUGAUACUUACUCGUAUGUAAAAUAUGAUCUAAUUUCAAAACAAACGUUAACAACAUCAUCAAAUCAAUUAUUGAUGGAUCGCGAUUUCCAUCACCAACAACCGAUCAUCGAUUCAUCCACAUCCGUUCAAAUGACAGAGACAGAAGCGCUAACCGAGGGUAUAUUUGAUGAAAACGAAGAAGAUCUCCAAGAACAUUGUUUUAUUGAACGAUCAUCAAAUAGUCGAAGUGAUGAUCAGGAUGAUAAUGAUUCGAUUGAACCACAACAGUCAUUAGUGCAACCAACCAUUAUUUAUGUAUAA
Messenger RNA from Didymodactylos carnosus, 2978 nucleotides. Lineage: Eukaryota; Metazoa; Rotifera; Eurotatoria; Philodinida; Philodinidae. The record is from the annotation of a GenBank genome assembly.